UUUUUGUCACAUUCCCACAUUAUUUCUCCAUCCUUUGCACACCUGGUGCCACAAUGUUGCGGUGUAUGGGGAAAUAGCACGUAGUAGCAGACCAUCCCUCUCGUGUGUUUCAUACCUGAAAGCCGCAGCAGUUCCUCGGUGGUCAGUGAUGGCAAGCUGCACACGGAGACGCGGCCAGCACUUCUUAGUUCAAAACGAAUACUUGCAGAGGGCGCACACACAGGGUUACCUCCGGUUCCAAGCUCAAACUCCUCCAAUUAAAUUAGUGCUUAAACAGACUGCAUCGUAUUAAUCAACCAUACGUGGAACGCGGUGUCCAAAGUGAUCCCAUUUAACGUACACACUUAAGGACCCUAACCCAAUUGCAGUCUCACUGAGGGUCCUCUCUGUACGCGUAUGAGAAAUUUGUGUUUUGUGCCGCAAACUUUUUGCGCAAAAAAACUAUUGUUGUGAAGAAAACUAUAUACAUACAGAGAGCCGAAAAAAAGGCUGGAUGUGAACCAUAUUCAAAGUGAUUGCAACUUAUUACUUUUAAAUGCAAAGAAACUAAAGAGAAGAAAAAUAUUGUGCUCUAGGAUUUUUUUUGAUAGCUUGUCUUGUUGUGUGAAGUGAUCUCGGUGAGAAAGUUCGUGUUAAAUAAACACAUAAACAUGAUUCAAAUCAGAAACUUAUGAUGGAAAUUAAUCACGUCAGUAUCUCUUCACCUUGAACUCCGUGGUAGGAAAAAAGGGCCAGAAUAUUAGAGAGUCUUCAUUACACUUAUACGCGGUGUGAGACAGGAGAGUAAAAGUGAUCUUCAGCAGCUAAAGAGACGCACGGGAAAGGUGUGUUUGAAGAAGAAGUAGAGGAAGUAUAUUGGCGGGGGAGGUAAAGUGAAGUGGACACACGGUGGUGAUUUUUUUGCUGACAAAGUGAAUCUGGAUCGGAUUGGUGUGGCGGGUUGCUUUGAGGCGCCAUCGAGAACGGGGCUCCCAUGUGUGGAAACGGGUGAGCCACAUCCGACCAGUGCUCACCUGUUUCACCACCAGCCUGUCACGGUGCUGCCGUCGACGUCGGUGGAUGAUCCAAAGACCCCGACGCUGGCUGGGGUGACGACCGCAUUGGCUAUUCCGGGCAGUGGUGGCCACACGAGUGCACUAGCAAUGAGUCAACUUGGGACGGUGUACGCCACCAAGCGGCGGAGACGCAACGGGAAGAGCUUAAAACCACCCCCCAAAGAUGGUGUAACGAAGAGCAACCCCUCGAAACGCCAUCGGGAGCGUCUAAAUGCGGAAUUGGACCUCCUUGCCUCGCUGCUGCCAUUCGAACAAAAUAUCCUUAGUAAAUUAGAUCGACUGAGUAUUCUUAGGCUAUCCGUUAGUUAUUUAAGGACGAAAAGUUACUUUCAAGUGGUGAUGCUAAAGGAGAAGGAGGAGAACGGUAUGCUGUCCCACCUUCACUCCCACGAUAGCUACCGAAGUCGAGAAUUGGGUGUUCUCGAACACAAUCUCCUGGACGGCGAUAUGUUCCUUCAGGCCCUUAAUGGUUUCCUAAUGAUUCUCUCAUGUGAGGGCGAAGUCUUCUUCGCAACGCACAGUAUAGAGAGCUAUUUGGGCUUUCAUCAGUCCGACAUUGUUCAUCAAUCAGUGUAUGAGUUGGUGCAUUCGGAAGAUCGGGAGGAGUUGCAGAGGCAGCUGCUGUGGAACUCCUUCCUGCCACCGGAUAUGGCUGGAUUGAGUCUAGCUGAAGCCCUUUCGCCGGACAAGUGCAAUUUGCUCGAGAGGAGCUUUACUGUGCGAUUUCGAUGUCUCCUAGACAACACAUCGGGAUUUCUGAGGCUGGAUAUCCGGGGGCGCGUUAAAGUGCUCCAUGGGCAGAAUCGGAAAACAGAAGAACCACCCCUAGCACUAUUUGCCUACUGCACCCCCUUUGGCCCUCCGAGUCUCCUGGAAAUUCCGCAAAAGGAAAAUAUGUUCAAGUCGAAGCACAAAUUAGAUCUAGCGCUGGUAUCAAUGGAUCAACGAGGGAAGCUGAUUUUGGGGUAUUCGGAUGCAGAACUCGCCAAUAUGGGAGGUUACGAUUUGGUACAUUUCGAUGAUCUCUCCUAUGUGGCGAGUGCCCAUCAGGAAUUGCUAAAAACUGGUGCAUCAGGAAUGAUUGCAUAUCGUUUCCAGAAGAAGGAUGGCGAAUGGCAGUGGUUGCAGACAAGUUCCCGCCUUGUGUACAAGAAUUCCAAACCAGACUUUGUGAUAUGCACCCAUCGGCAGCUAAUGGAGGAAGAGGGUCGAGAUUUGCUGGGUAAGCGGACGAUGGAUUUUAAAGUCAGCUACCUGGAUACUGGCCUAUCGUCCAGCUACUUCACCGAAGCCGACCAAAUAGUCGUCCCACCGACUGGUUCACCCAACUCCCUGCCACCACCUGUGACGCCACAGCGCACCAAUCGACGCUACAAGACGCAACUUCGUGACUUCCUCUCCACAUGCCGUUCCAAGCGCAAAUUGCAGCAACAAUCACAACUGGGACAAAUCACACCUCCAGUUCCUGUUGUGGAGUACAUCCCCGAACCAACCAUUGCUGUUGCCACAUACCCCAAUCUCAAUCCAAUGUACUCAACGUCACCGUACCCGCCCACACCAGAAAACAUCUACAUGACACCCUCGGUGCACUCAACAAACUUCUAUUCCGUUCCUGAGAAUCUCUUCCACCAGUACCGUCUUCAGGGUGUCAGUGGUUACUAUCCGGAGUACCAUCAUUCACCUGCACCCUCACCCUACGUCACAAAUGGCUUCCUACCCUACGAAGGCUACGGGUUGUCAGCCAAGGAGGAGAAAUGGCAGGAAAGUGGGAAAUACUAUCCAGGAACUGAUGUUACGAGUCGGAGUCAUGUAUACGCCUCCAGCUACGGAAGUCCCACAACGCCACAGGUAAUCCCACCCAAUCUGAAAACGCCAAAAUCCUCCCCGCCCAUUAUGGAUGUCGUUUCGUGCUCAUCUGGUGGUCCAUCCCCGGUGAAUGCUUCCCCCGCGGGAUUACCGCUCAAUUCAGCACCAUCCGGUGGGGCAUCCAAUCAAACUACACCCGUUUCAGCUUCCAGCACACUCGCCACCACAACUCCUUCCAGCAACAAUGGCAUCGUCACACCCAAAGUCGAAAGCUCCCCACCGGAGCACUACGAGCGCCAAACUGUCCUCAUGUGGGGUGCAACGGGGACACAGGCGAGCGCACGUUCACCCAGCACAACACCCACAUCGAAUGGCAUGUACAGCGAGACUCAUCACCUAAAGCUCCACAAUCAGAUGGUCAUGUCACCCGCUCUGGAAGAUUCCCACCAUCAUGGCCAUCACAAUUCCCAUCUAAAGUGGAAUGGCUCUACCAGCAAGGAUAUCUCGUAUCCCGUGCAUCAGGGGCACCAUGAAUCGCCGAAUCUCGAACAUCCCGCCAGUACGGCUGCAAUGUAUGCCCAGGUAAGCCAGGCGGCGGGCAUUGGGCAUCACGGGGCCAUCGUGGGCAACGAGGUGCUCCAUCAAUCGCCACAGGCACCAGCAACACCCCAGGGGGGCACCGGUGCCCAGACGCAGGCGGUCGUUGGGAGCAGUUGCGAGGUAUGGAGUCCUGCAUCAUACUCGCAAUACCAGUAUUUCACUUAUCACCAUGCUCCUCAGCACGCAAGCACUCAGUCAUCAUUGGGCGACACCACCCAGUCACACUAUCUAUCGCGCAACAACGGCUACAUGGAGCAUCGCCAACGCGCCACCAUAUCUCCAACAUCACCGCUCACGCAUACGCAUCCAACUCGUUCCCCGAUCACGCGGACGGGAGUCCUCUGUUGUCCUUCUCUGAGGUGACCAACACUCUCCUGAAUCAAUGAAGGAUUUCCCAACUAAAUUGGGAAAAGAAAAGAAAGUCGCACAGUGUGCAAGACGCUGUGCUGUUUUCUUCUAUUUUGUGUGCAAUGUGUUAAGGAAAAGCAAAGAAAUUUUAUCGAACAAACAGCCACAGAGUGUUGCAUGGAGAGAAAGAGAGAGAGAGAGAACAUAGCAUAUAUGUAAUGUAAAUUAAAACCAUUUUUCCGGAAAGACCUACAUUAUAUAGAUAUAUUUAUUACAAAUAUUUAAAUGUGUAUUUAUAAUGUACAUUGUAUAUAGAGAGAAAAUCCUAUGUGUGGGAGGAGAAUUUUAUUAUUUAUAAAGUGAAUGAAAUGGAAGGAAUUUGCUGUAGCAUUACAUAUGUUUUAGGACAUGAUGAUAAAGGGAGAUAGAUAUGGCGGUAAAUGUGUGAAAAUCCAUGCCAGAGACUUUUUGAGCAGAAAAAUCAAAAGGAGUAUCCAAGUUUACAUAAUUAUAUAGCAUAAAAAGUAUUGUGUGUUAAUUUACAAUUAUUCAAGGCACAGAUGAAGGGUGGAAAUGGGUUAAAAGAAUCCUUAGAAGACUUACUUCAAGGAUUGUUGAUUUUUUUUUAGAAUAGAGUAAAUUUUUCUUAGGCCUAACGUUUAAAUUUCAAAUUUUCUCUUUUAAAUUAAUCUUAAAUUUAUUUAAAGAAAAAAAAUCAUUUUCCAACAUAAAUAUUUUUGUUUUUCAAACAACAAUUUUUUUCUAAUCUAUUUUACUUUCUCUGAUCCAUAUUUUUGAAUUAAUAAAAUUUAUUGUUGUUCCCAACCCUAUUCACCCUGUCAGAUGUCUCGAAAAAGAAUUUGUAAAUAUCCUCAAUUUUGUAACAUAUAAAUUUAAAAGAAAAACGUGCAAGAUCAAGUAAAAAUUCAUUAUAAAAGAAUUUUUAUAUAGAUGAUAAAACUAAAAAAAAUCCAACGGGACGAACAAUCUUACAUGAUUCGUUUAUUAUUUUCUGUGAUAGUUCUCAAAAAAAAAACAUCAAUUAAUUUCAUUUUAUAGUCAAGAUAUUUUAUGUGGAAUAAAAUUGCAUUCGUUAGAGAAAACAAAUCCACAACUGCAGCUCUUUUUUUAACAUUCCGCUUCUUACCAUCAUUCCAUUUGUGAUGUGAAUGUGUAAAAAACAAAAAAAAAUCUCUUUCUGUGUAUAAAAAAAAUGCUCCGACAAUCUCUCUAAAAUCUCAAAGCAAAAAUUGAUGCAAUUUUUUGAAAUAAAUAAAAAUUAACACGAAGGUACGCAAAGAAAAAAAAUCCGAAUGAAAUAAAACUCUUUGAUAAAAAAAUUAAUUUAAAAAAAAAAAGAAUAAAUAAUUUUCUAAAUUAGUGAAAAUUAAAAAAAAAAAAAGAAAACUACCUUUAGAAAGUGAGAAUGUGAAGAAGAAGAAAUGAUAUUGUCCUUAAAUAUUUUCUAGUCCAGAUAGCAGUUAAUUGAGUAUAUGUAUAUUGAAAUAAAAAAUUUUGAAUAUUAGUCUUUAAGUAAGAAAAAGAAUAAAAUAAAUAAAAUUCCUUUUAUUGCAAAAAAUAGGCAUUAAAUUAACGUGAAAAAUGAUAUAAGUAAUAAGAGGCAUAUUAAAUGAAUAUUUGAAGAUGAAGAAAAAAGAGGUCUAACCAUACGUCAUACGAUUAAAGAGAAAAAUUCGCUAAUUAGUCCCACACAAAAGAGUGAUAAUGAAACAUUUUUAAAAAUUUCCAUUUAUUGUAGUUUCAAAGUCAAAAUAAAUAAUUAAAAUUUUUAUUUUGAAAUUUUUCAAUUUUCUCAUUUGAUUUUGAGUGAAAAAGAAAUUUCUUAAUUAAAACAAAAUAAGGGGGAAACGGGCUGAUAAAGUUUUAAAAAGGAUUCUUAGGAAAAGCUCGAAAAUAUCAUAUUUUCCAAUGAAAUAUCCUUGAAAUAUCCAUUGGGAAAUACGAUAUAUGUACAUUCGAGCUUUUUCGUCAACUCUUGUCUAACAAUAUGUAAGCCUUGAUCUCCCACUAAACCAAAUUCAAAUUUUGAAUUUAUUUUUGUAAAUUAAAAAUUAAACAGUGAGUGAAGAAAAAAUUAUUCAAUCAAUGAGAAAAUAUUGUAAAUUAUGUAUAACUUAUUUAUACAGAACAUUAUCAAAUGUAUAUAAAUAAUAAAAUCUAUAAUAGAAAAUCUCUAUCAACUUCAAA
Lutzomyia longipalpis is the source of this 6017-nucleotide messenger RNA. RefSeq names its product aryl hydrocarbon receptor protein 1 (gene ss). Gene Ontology annotation, molecular function: nuclear receptor activity; transcription cis-regulatory region binding; protein dimerization activity. The transcript has 12 exons. The record is from RefSeq and is a predicted model, not a curated record. Gene Ontology annotation, biological process: regulation of transcription by RNA polymerase II. Lineage: Eukaryota; Metazoa; Arthropoda; Insecta; Diptera; Psychodidae. Bases 1143 to 3824 code for a protein of 893 amino acids. Gene Ontology annotation, cellular component: nucleus; aryl hydrocarbon receptor complex.